Molecule: messenger RNA, 17856 nt
Organism: Girardinichthys multiradiatus
Lineage: Eukaryota; Metazoa; Chordata; Actinopteri; Cyprinodontiformes; Goodeidae
Gene: pkd1a
Product: polycystic kidney disease 1a
Exons: 56
Coding region: 606-14540 (4644 amino acids)
Biological process (GO): kidney development
Cellular component (GO): membrane
Molecular function (GO): protein binding
Source: RefSeq, a predicted model, not a curated record
CUGGAUUUUAUUUAGAGGUGUCAGAGUGAAGGGGGAUAUAGACAAAUGCGCUUUUCAGAUUUUGUUUAUUAAAACAAAUAUUUUUACCUCAAAAUCAUGCUCUAUCAUAAAUAAAGGGUUGGUCGUUAUAGACAAGCUGUGGACAGUUCUGAGAGGCACCGUAACUGCAACAAAACUUACAUAAAAACUGGCUGAGGUUUUGGGUUAAAGGUUUUCUAAAAUUAAUUAGACUGUGAAAAGACGCGCUGAAACAUUCCUCCUUUCCCAUCAGCCGGGAUCUCAGCGGUGGCUGUGGGAACUGCACGGAGUGGAAAAAGGAGGAGAGAGGAAGUUCUCCCAAACUUUUUUUCUCCCUGGAAGGACUCUGGAGACGUUCCGUUAGAUUUCCAGAGGAGGAGGUUUUGAUCAAGAAAGGCUUAUACCUCUGUAGGCAUAAAGCGGACUAGGAAGUCACAAGUUUGUUCCUCCUUUUUCUUUCUGUCUCCACACCUGAAAGCCGCGAUAAGGAGACACGCGUGUUUUUCUCUUUCUCCUGAGUGCGUUUUGGUUUCUUCCCAGCCUGGGGGGACUUAGCACCAUCAGAGGCGAUGAGAUGUGAGUGAGCUAUGCCUUGUGGAAAUGGACAGACUUUAUCCAAGCGAGAACAUGGCGUCUGCGUCCCAAGGUAUGGCUUCUUUCCCGGUCUGCUUGUGGCGCUCUGCUGUCUGGAGGUGUGGGGCUCCGGGCCGCACGGAGACGGCCGCGGCAGCUGCAGCCCUUGUCCCGUUAACUGCAGCUGUGCGCCGGCGGGGCCCCAGCGGCUCUGCGUCGUUAACUGCUCCAGCAUCGGGCUAGAAAGGGCCCCAACGGCGGCUGAGUUUCCGUUGACCGUCAACGUGAUAGAUCUGUCCAAGAACCACAUCUCCUCCCUUGAUACCAGCCUGCUAGAUCAUCUCACAGGGCUCCAAGAGCUGUACCUUCAAGGAAACAGGAUCAACGUUUUCCCCAGCGGAGUGUUCUGUUGUGGGCCGCUGUCUGUUCUAGAUUUGAGCAGCAAUCAAAUUACCACCAUAGAAGAAAGGAUAUGUGACAACUUAUGUAACCUGACACAAAUCGAUCUAAGCAAUAAUCCCUUUGAGUGUGACUGUAAGCUGAUCCGGUUGGUGAGGUGGCUUCAGGAAAAAGGAGUCCAGGUUCGACGCCCACAUGCCAUGCUCUGCAACCACCCCCCUGCGCUCCACCAACAGCCUUUGCUCAACAUUAGCCUGCAAACUUGUGGUCUCAGCUACGCCGCUUGUCUCGAGGAUAGCAGCAGUCGAGGAGGAGGUCGAAGUGAGCUGGUGAUCUUCACGUACUCCAAGCCUGGGAACUACACACGUGAACAGUGUAACAGCGUGUGUUUCGGUUUGUCGCACCUCUAUGGGGGCUUGGGAGAAAGGCUUGAGUGUCUCUGUAGCACAAACAACGAGCCCAACUUCAUCAGUGGAUCUCACUGUUCGGCUGCCUGUACUAAUCGCCAUGUGAUGACGGAAUGUCGGUGGACUCUGGCCCGUGAUGUGUUUGCGGUGGAGUUCUCUGUCUCGCUGAGGCCUCUCCCACUCCAGAGCGUGCACGACCUCAUCAUUUUGUCCGCCACCUCCUCUGUCACCCCCUUGACCCUUUCCUGGAACUUCGGUGAUCUAUCGCCUCGGGUCAACACUACGGAAAUGGGUGUCACCACAGCAGCUCACAAGUUUGCAAUUCCAGGAUGUUACAAAGUCAGUUUGAAGGCCUGGGCUGGACACAAGGAGGUGUCUGCACGCACAGACGUGACUGUGGCUCUUCCUCCCAAACUGGAGCUGCACUGUCCAUCGUUCGUUGUGGCCAACAGGAGUCUGGAGGUCACACUCGUCAACUGGGGUGGUAUUGGCUUAGAUGUGAACUGGACAAUUUCAAAGAACGAUGUCCAGGUUGCCAAAGCCUUCCCGGACUGUCCGCCAAGAGAAGGGGUGUUACACAGCAAGUCCUCAAGCUGUUUCCAGAUCUUUCCAGAGGAGCUGAGCUGGAAGGAUGCUCGACAGCAGUGUUUGAGCCGCAAUGGGGAUUUGGCUGUGGUUAGGAGUGAUGAACUGUGUAACCUGUUGGCACGCAAAGUCACACAGGAGCGAGGCGUGUGGCUAGGCUUGAGCGACGUCGACUCUCCAGGUAAGCUGCAAUGGGUAAACGGGUCAGAGGCUCUGGAGGGGGAGGAGGGCCAGCCGCACCGCUCUUCAAUCUCUCGUGGAAACGUGUGCGUAUCCUUUGAUCAGAACGGUCAGACCAGCUCACACCUCUGCGACUCCAAGAGGGCCUAUGUCUGCCAAUACAAUGCCCAAGUACGUGUUCCAGAUGCCGGAGUUUACAUGUUGGGCAUGGCAGUCUUUCCUUCCCACCAUCCAUUGCAUCAUUUGUCAGCCUCUCUGCUCACUGAUCCACAACCUCCCCGCAGUGCCAUAGAGAUGCUGUUGUUUCCUGCAAUGAGCUUUGUCCAGGCAGGCCGUCUGUCCUCUUUGGAGAUUGUCACCCAGGAACUAAGUUCACAAAUCCACAUCAGAUUCCAGACCUACAGACCCAAAUGCCCCGGCCAGCACCUGCUGCUUCCCAGUUGUGGAGGUCCAGCUUGCGCUUCAGUUGCUGUUUGUGCACCCGGCCACACGUUGACCAAAUAUCCGCCGUCAUGCCCCGCGGCAGAGCAGUGGUGUCCUUUCCAGGGACGUUGUCUGGCCCUUUCCAAUCCAUGCCACCCAUCUUCCUGUACUAACUGCACCCGAGGUCACCACCUGCCACCUGGGACAUCGAGGCCCCAGUACACCUUAAAGAAUGAAAUUGUCUUCACUCUCCAAGCAGGACCAGCACAUGUACUGAUUCAAGACCAACUGGAGGACAUUCUGGUCUCACCUGGUGAUGUAAUCGCUCUACAGCACAAUGGUGGCCCAUCAUCUCUUCUCCGGUGUCAGUCCUCUCCACAGUCACCGUGGCAACAGCCUGUCUUAGCUCUGAAUUUAUCGGAGUGGUUCUGGAUGAACAACACCAGACAGUCCGCAGAUUUCCCAGAUCUGAACGUGGAGAAUUUUGUGAAGAAUGGGGAGGGAGGCUGGUUGGAGGAAGAAAUUUGCUUUAUCAGAGUCCUGUAUGUGGGACAAAACAAGACCCAGCUGCAGGGAUCCCAGCUGUCUGCUGGUCUACCCCUGCCUGGACUCUACAGCCUGCUGGUUUCCACCACUGAGCCAUCAUACCCGUCUUCAGCAUCGUGUCCUCUCCGAGUUGUACCUCCCCUCGGUUUGACGAUCCUCCACCCUCCACCGAAUAACGGCACCCUCUACAUGCAGCCCAACAACACCCGGCUUGUUCUCCGCGUGCAGUCUCACUAUGAGACGAGGGUAUCUCGGCGAGGCAGCGAUCAUAGUGUGACCUUCCAGUUAGAAUGCCCCGCUGAGUUUUUGUCCAGUCCAACUGUCUGUGAGCCUGGGUGGACCUCAGGGUCGGCAAUCGAAGUCUCAGAGCCUGUCUUGUAUGCGGUACUAGAUCUAAGUCUAAGAGAUGAGGAACAUAAAGGUCCAGUGCAGGUGGAGCUGGAGGCCCAUAAUAAUGUGACAGAAGCCAGCCUAACCGUGGUUGUCCACCUGGAAGAACCACUCCAAGGCCUGGUGGUGCAGCCAGACCCAGAACACAGGGUCCUGAUGGAGUCAGUUGUGAGCUACACUGCAUUGGUGCUUAAAGGUUCUAAUCCAACAUUCAAAUGGACUGUGGAUGAUAAGCCCUACUUCACCUACUUCAACAGUGUUCUCAACGUGAUCUACCAGAAUGCUGCCAUCUACAAGCUCACAGUGACAGCCACGAACCACGUCAGCACACUGACGAGGCAUUUCAACAUAACCGUGGACCGACUGCAGGCAAUGACUAACCUUACAGUGAAGGGAGUCCCGGACGUGGUCCCGCAGGGGUCCAAUCAGACUCUCACCACCUCUGUGCUUGUGGACAUGUCUGUGCCAGCCACCUUCCGAUGGUCUUUUGGUGACGGCGGAUAUGAGGAAUUUGAGUCAAAGCCUCCGUAUUCUCCUUCUCUCCUCUGUCCGGUCUCCCCUGGUCAAAUUCUCCUGAGCAAAAACAUCACCUAUAUCUACUCUCAGCCAGGUAUUUACACAGCGCUGGUGUCUGUAUCCAAUCGCUACGAGAACGUCAGCCAGAGCAUCAACAUGAGCGUCUACAGCAUCCUGACCCGUGUUGACAUACAAACAGAGCCACAGUUCCUGCUUGCGGGCAAAUCGGCCGACUUUGAGGCCCAUCCUCUUCCCUCACCUUAUGGCAUACACUACAACUGGAACUUUGGGGAUGGCUCCGCCCUCAAACAAGGUCGUCGUGUGGCGCACACCUUCUCACAGAGCGGUGUCUUCAACGUCUGUGUAUCAGUAAACAAUACCAUCAGCUUCACAUCGGCCUGCACAGAGAUAUUUGUGUACGAGGAGAUCGAGGACCUAACAGCUCAAAGCUCCUCUCCUACAGAGCUCCAAAGCCCCACCACAGUGUGGGCGCACCUCGGUUCUGGUAACAACAUCACAUGGAUGUUCUCAAUGGGGGACGGCAACAGCUACACUGCAUCUGAACCUCGCAUGUCGCACCACUACAUCAAAGAGGGCAACUACACAGUAAAUGUGACCGCCAUGAAUGCAGUGAGCUCCGGCUGGACGCUGCUGACGGUUCACGUGUUCGUCUUCCAAGUCAUAAGAAUGGAGCCUUCGGUAUGUGUCCAGGAGCGGACCAAAGUCAACUUUCAGGCCUGGGUGUCUGGUAAUGCAACGAUUCACCUAUAUCAGUGGAGUUUUGGGGAUGGAAGCCCCAAUGAGACACAUCAGGGCAACCCCACCAUCUCACACACCUACCAGUCGAGUGGAAACUACAACCUCUCUUUGCUCCUUUCCAGCGGAGUCAACAAGGCCACCAAGGCCAAUUUUAUCAACCGGGUGUGUGUACAGCCAGCUUUGACUAACAUCAGCUUCGUUCCUGAAAAAUCACACUAUGCAGUUGGGGAGGAAGUACAUUUCAAAGUGACUGCUGAGCCAGCGUUCAACUACAGCUAUCGGUGGGACUUUGGUAGAGAGGAAGGUCCAUUUCUUAUCCAUGGCUCUGGAAAUGUUUUAACAAAGUAUAAAAAGCCAGGUCAUUAUUUGGUAACUGUUCAUAUUUUCAACAACAUCUCUGCCAAUAAUGCUAAUGCUGUUAUUGACGUCCUGGUGCCCAUUGGACCAAUCUUGAUUCGUCACAAUGGGACAAAGCACAAUAACCUGUCACGAGGAUUUCCGUACACUUUCACAACUUCUUCCCUGGCCUCUGAUGUCACUUACAGCUGGAGUUUUGGAGAUGGAAAUGUGCUUACAGGCCAGAGUAUCCUCUAUACAUACAAUGUGUCUGGGAACUACAAUAUUACAUUGAAAGCUGCCAAUAGUGUUAGUCAGAAUGAGACUGUUUUACUGGUUACUGUGCUCGCACCGAUCCUGAGACUGAAAGUCAACGCCAGCUUAGUAAAUGUCCCUCUGAAUUCCUCGGUCCACUUUGAGGCCUACAAGGAGGAGGGAGAUGGCGUACACUACUCUUGGAUUCUGUGUGACCGCUGCACCUCAAUCCCAGGGACACACAACAUGUUCUACACCUUUCGCUCCAUUGGCACCUUCAACAUCAUUGUGAUCGCAGAGAACGAUGUCGGAACAGCGCAUGCAAGCAUCUCUUUGUUUGUGCAACGGGAGCUGGAGGGUCUGCGGAUUUUGGCCGAAGACAUCAAAGGAGGUGGAAGCACGGCGCUGGAAAGCUGUUGCUAUGCAACAAACAGUGUUCUCCACCUUCAAGCGGGAUUGAAGGAGGGCACCAACAUGACAUUUAGUUGGAACGUUGUCAGAGAGCUGGAUCCUGACAGCUCAUUCAAUGUAAGUGGGAAAAUGGUGGAGCUAAUCUUCUCAAAGCCAGGACCCUGUGACAUCUCUCUACGAGCAGAAAACCUCCUGGGUCAGCUUCUGGUCAACAAAACCAUAUAUUUUGUUGAACCACCUGCAGGUGUUUCCCUAAUGAUCAGCAACAACCCAGUUGCCACUGGAGUUUCAACAAACCUGACUGUAGAGAUUGUGAAAGGCUCAGAUCUGAAGUAUCGGUGGUCUAUAGAUGGAAGGAAUCUACAGUGCACCGAACCCUGGUUGACCUACACCUUUAAUAGUCCAGGCAUAAAACAAGUUUCUGUGGAGGCCUUUAAUGAAGUUAGCUCAGAGAUCACAUCAAAGGUCAUCCACGUCCAAGAUAAAAUCUCUGGGUUAAGUUUCUCUGGACACAAUGACCAGGAUCAGAGUUUCGUGGAAACCGGAGUUGGCAUCUCUUUGGAAGGGCAGGUGAAGACGGGAACUGAUGUGAGGUGGAUGUGGCUGGUGGACGGAAGAACUAGAUCAGGUCGGCAAACCUUCCUGAAUUUUACUGAGCCAAAAACGGCCAUCGUUACUCUGAACGCCACCAAUGACGUUAGCAGUGAAGCGUUUUCCAGAGAGUUUAUUGCUCAGGAUGGAAUUAAGGUGGAAUUGAAGGCAAGUAAGAGCUUGGCAGCAGUUAACGAAAAGGUGGAGUUCACCCCUCUUCUGAUGGAGGGUACGGACGUCACCCUGAUCCUCAUCUUCAGCAACGAUGCCAAAAUCUACCCUCAGCCGAACAAAACCUAUACUCACGCCUUCAGCAGGGUGGACACCUACAUGGUGAAUCUGAUUGCUUACAACGAGAUCAAAUAUAUUAGACACAACCUCCAGAUUGAUGUGAUGGAGCCGGUGAGUGGGCUUUUCAUCCAGGGAAUCAGCCCAGCCAUCCCUGUGGGAGUGAAGAGGUUGUAUGUGGCCGACAUCGUGAUGGGCAAACCUGUUAGUUUCCUGUGGACAUUUGACUUGAACCACCUCAAAACCACAUACGUACAUUGCAAAGAGGUGCACUACACUCCAGAAGAACCAGGCCGCUUGAUCAUCUAUCUGAGCGCUUUCAACAACAUGCAUAGUCAGAACAUCACCGAGCGCAUACUAGUGCAGAACCUGAUGAAGUCUGCUGACCUCUAUGCAGUGCCGCAGGAUACUUUUAUCAACAAGACAGUCACUUUGAUGGCCUCUAUCACUCCCAAAUCCAGCCCCGUGGACUGCUUGUGGGACUUUGGGGACGGCUCUGUGACAGUCCACAGCAACACCACCACUGUGCACAAGUACAGUCAUCCAGGACGCUACCUGGUUCAGGUAAACUGUAGUAACCUGGUGAGCUGGGUCUUGGCCCAGGUGAAGGUAAACAUCAGAGUUUUAGAGUGCGAGGAGCCUGAAGUGCAAAUCUCUCAGUCCCGCCUGGUUAUCUGGCGUUCCCAGCCUAUUUCAGUGGAAGCUAGUGUGGACUUAAAGGGCUGCCUGCGCUACGGAGCUCAGUACCUCUGGCAGGUGUUCUCAGAGUCCUCCUGUGAAAAUGAAAUAAUGAAAGAGAGCCCUUUACCCCCUGGACUGGAGUCUCAGUUUCCUCCCAGCAAAGAGGUCCGCCUGCCUGUGGAGGUGGAUUUGCGGCGGCUACACCUGCUGCUGCCAAAGAUGGCUUUGGCAGCAGGGAACUACUGCUUAGUGUUUUUUCUGUCAUAUGAAGGCGUGCCGCUAAGGAAAGCUGCCUGUCUGCAACUCACUAUCAUGGCUGCUAAGCUGAAGCCCAUUAUCGAAGGAGGAACCCACCGGGUGUGGUCCAGAACGCAGGACCUGCAGCUCAGUGCAGAGCAAUCCUAUGACCCCAACAUGGACCCAGACAGCCAGUCUCUACUACAUUACGUCUGGGAGUGUGAAAGUACCUCUAAGGGUCCAGAGCACUGUGCCAGCCUGAACUUUGGCCUUGGCUUGAGCGAUCCCGUGUUGGGAAUCUCCUGCUCUGAGUUGGAGGCAGGUGUUGAGUACACUUUCAAACUAACUAUCAGCAAAGAUGGCAUGGCACCAGAGUCCACCACUCAAACUGUUCUUGUGCAGAGUGGCCACAUUCCCAUGGUGUAUCUGGAGUGUGUGUCCUGUAAGGCCCAGUCCAUUUAUGAGGUCAGCCAGAACUCGUACGUCUUCCUUAGAGGAACCUGCACCAACUGCCAGGGCUUUCACCGAGGGCGUUGGAGCGCCAUGACGCUGCACAAUGAGACUCUGGUCCUGGACUCCUCCUCCACUACCACAGGGAGCGAUGGCUUGAACCUGGUGUUGCGACAGGGUGUCCUGAGGGACAAAGACUCUUAUAUCUUCACGCUGCAUGUGACUGACAGCAGUUUGGAUGGUGAGGGAGCUGCCUCCAUUAUACUGCACCAUAACAUGCCCCCAGAAGGUGGGGAGUGUCACCUGACAGGAGCAGGGGAGGCGGGAAUACUGUACGGUGAGGGGGACGGAGAAGGCUGGAGGAUUCAGACGUUGCUGGACCGAGUCCACUUCAAUUGCUCAGGUUACACUGAUCUGGGGGUCUCAGAAACCCCCUUGCUGUACAGCCUGCUGGUGACGCGCUGCAGAGAAGACUCCUGUGAGGAUUUCUGCAUUUACAAAGGCAGCAAUCCGGAGCACUCUGCCUUCCUACCACCGGGCUUCCGCUCAGCCCAACACCGUGUAUCCGUAUCAAUCACAGUGGAGGACCACCAGGGAGCUGCCAACCUCGCACUUAAUAAGACCAUCCAGGUUGUGUUGCCAGAUCUACCCCCUGAGUACAGUAGUCUUCCUCACUGGCUGUCUGAGAUCACUGACACCAAACUGAAGAAGCUGUUAGAACAGGGCGACUCUCAAAGGGUCCGAGAGUUAUCGCUGGCUCUCAUUACAGUGCUAAAUGAGUAUGAACAAACCAGGGUGUCUUCACGGGUGUCCCGACAUGAGCGUGACUACAGAGUUAGAGUCCGCAGCAACAUCACCAGAGCGCUGACUGCUCUAGACCUGAAUACCGUCAGCGACAUCCAGCAGACGUCUGCCGCCUUGGCACAGUGCACGGCUGUGAGUCGGGGGUUUAUCUGUGAGGAGUGUCAGAACAGCACUCUAAACAAGCUGGAGUCCAUGCUUGAGAUCCUGCAGACGGACACCAAGCAGGGCACGGUCCCCCCAACUGAGAUAGCUGAUAACAUCCUUCACAUCAUGGGUGAUCUGAUCCAUCAGGUCAGCCAGUCAGCCUCCCAAUUUAACUUCCAGACUGCCCGUGUGGAUGCUCCUUCUCCCUCCUCCACCUCCUCCUCUUCCUCUUCAUCUGUUGAUUAUGGAAACCACCUGAUAGACGCCCCACCCUCCUCACUGGAACCUUACCCUCUGCACGUGGCAGCAAAGGCCUACAGCCUUUCCUCUGUCCUCAUGCUAAUCCUGAUGCACGCCCGGGUGCUCAACGAGGAACCUCUCAUCCUCAGAGGGGCUGAGAUAGCCGCCACAGGAAAACUGGCCGACCCCCAGAGUCUCCUCUGCUACCAUGGCAACAGCAGCCCAGAAUGCCAACGGUUCUCCAUCCCUCGAGCUUUCAACCAAAGUCUUGGCAGAGCUGCUGUAGGAAACAGCAUCUUGCAGCUACUUUUUCAGGUGGAGUCCAAUCCCUUCCCCUUCAAUUACAUCUCCAAUUACGCCGUCUCCUCCGAGGUGGCGUCCAUGGAGUUUCGCACCGAAAACGGCACACAUAUCCCGAUCUCUGGGCUCGACGACAGCAUGGCCAUCACUGUUGCUAUUAACAAUAGCAGGAGCAGCGGGGAAGCAGGCGCUGGGGGUCCUGGCACUGCUGGGGUCCCCUCAGCCAGAGCGGUAAACAUCAGCCGCUGUGACUCUGUGGUGGUCAGGAUCAACGCAGGAAACAGCAACAGACAGGCGGGCCUGUUUGUGCAGCUCAACUUCACCUCUGUAGAAGAUGCAAACAAAAGCACUGAAGGCAAAAAAGGGGAGGAGGAGCCGUUCCUGACCGCCUACCUCCAUUCCCAUGAGCAACCCAGCGAGUUCAACUGCACGGAAAGGAAGCGGAUUACUCUCAGCAUGACCAGAGGGCCGGACCACAAGAAAUACACCUUCUUCCUGUCACCAGAGUCCUAUGACACCACUCAGAAUUACUUCAUCAAUGUAAGCACACCGUGCAGCCCUGAUUCUCAGCCUGCUACCGUUCGCCUGGAGGUCAGGGUAUUUGCCGCUCUCUGUCAAUACUUCAGUGAAGCCGAGAAGCAGUGGAGGACAGACGGCAUGGUCCCCCUGGCAGAGACCAACUUCAGCAGAGCUGUCUGUCGCACCAGACACCUCACAUCCUUUGCCGUAGGCCUGUUUGUACCGACCAACGCCGUUAGCUUUAAAAUGCCAGAUCGUUCAGGUGCACCAAGCCUGAUUGUGCUGCUGGUGUGUUUACUGGGCUUGCUGAGCUACGUUGUGGCAGCAGCCAUCUUGCACAAGUUGGACCAGCUAGAUCUACGCCGAGCAGGUGUGGUUCCUCUCUGUGGCCAAAACGGGAGCUUCAAAUACGAGAUCCAAGUCAAAACUGGCUGGAGCCGAGGGGCAGGUACGACGGCUCAUGUAGGAAUCAGCCUGUAUGGACGCGAGAGCCGCAGCGGACACCGUCAUCUUGACAGCAAAGGAGCUUUCGCCCGCAAUGCUCUCGACAUCUUUCACAUCGCCACGGACGCCAGCCUGGGCAGUGUGUGGAAGAUCCGGAUUUGGCACGACAACAAAGGCCUGUCUCCAGCAUGGAUGCCGCAGUACGUGUUGGUCAAAGACCUGCAGACGGAAAGCAGCUACUACUUCUUGAUUGACGAGUGGCUGUCAGUUGACAAUGAAAGAACCGGUGGACGGGUGGAGAUUGAAGUGGAGGCCACAGAGGAGGCUGUGCUUCAUCAGCUGCCCCGUCUUUUGAGGUCUGAGCUGCAAAGGGCGCUGUGUGAGAGUCACCUUUGGCUGUCUCUGUGGGAGAGGCCCCCCCGCAGCCCCUUUACCCGCCUGCAGAGAGCCACAUGCAGUGCUGUGCUGCUGCAGCUUAUCCUGCUGGCAAACACCCUGUGGUACAGUACGGUAGUGGACAAAAGAUACAGCCAGAGGGCAGCGUCCCAGCAUUCCUCACUGAACGGAGAGACGCUAGCAGCCGGUGUGGUGGCCUGUCUGGUCGUCUACCCUCUCUACCUGCUGGUCUUCACAGUAUUCAGAAUGAGCCGCAGCAAGUCUGUGACCGUGGAGCAGGUGUCAUCACACAUGGAUCAGGAGUCGGUGGAAAUUGAUGACUUCCUGGACAACUCUAUUGGAGGAAGUUCUUUCUUGUUUUUUAACGGAGAGUCCAACUCAGAGGAAACAAACAUGGAUCUGCCAUCUCCAUCUAUCAAAAGCGAGGACACUUGGGACAUGCCAGAGGAGGAUACAGACGACGAGGACUGGCCGGAGCUGAUGAGUAACGAAUUGGUGGUGGGAGGGACCAGACACGGGGCAGGGAUGCCCAGGCUCAAGAGGGUGAAGGGAAGCAGGUACCUGGGAGAUGAUAUGACCCUGAACCCUGAGGAGGAUGAUGGAUCUGAUCCGGCCAACAAACAUUUCACCUCGUCAGACGAGGAUCUGAUCAAACACAUCUUGGAAGAUGGGCAGAACUUCUUUCCUCAGGCAGAUGAGAGUGAGAUGGCCGACCUUUCAAGUAUUUUUGGGGACAAGACAGAAGUGAUUCUCCUUCAGAAACUGAGUGAACCUCUUACACUAGAAUCCAUCAGGAGGGAUCCACCAAAAACAGCUUUCACAUCAAAUACAGUUGUAACCGAUGUGUGUCGUCCCCGACGGUACCCUCCCUGGUGUGGACAGGCAGCGCUGUGGGGCAGCUGGGCGGGAAUCGCUCUGGCCAGCUGUGUUUCUAUUUGGGCGGGCUAUGGGUUCAGUGAGAAGGUGGCCAUGAUGUGGUUAAUCUCCUGCUUCACCAGUUUCUUGUGCUCCUGUCUGCUGUUGGAGCCAAUUAAGGUGCUAUGUGAGGCUGUUUACUUCGCUGUGUGUGUGCGCCGCCUGCGUCCAGAGGACAGCGACGUGCUGGUGGAUUACCCUCGAGAGGAACGAGUGGUCCAGAGGGUCACCAGGGUGAGACCGCCACAGGGCUUCGCUCUGUCUCAGGCCCGACACCAGGCCCGCAAGGUCCACAUGCUGCACACAAUGCUAAAGAACUUCCUGGUUUACAUGUUUUUCCUGCUGGUUGUCCUGCUUCUCAACUACUCUGACUCGGCGAAAGAGACGCACAGUUUCAGACUGAGGAUUCAGCUGCAACAAGCCCUACACACACCUGAACACCACACUGUCAGCAGACGAGAUGACGUUUUGGCCUGGCUUAAUGGAUCUUUGCUGCCUCGGCUCCUGGAUGAAGCUUCACUCCUGAGAGACACAGGAAGCGUGCUGCUCGGCUCUCUGAGGCUCCGACAAACCCGUGACACACAGGCUGCUGGUGGUUUCAGACCCAGAGAACGAUCACCUCCCUUGGUUACAUCCCCGACUCGGGCCACAGAGAAUGCCUCGGUCAUUGGUGCGAUCCAUACAGAUUGGGCUCAGAUGGAGGAGUCUGGCAGCGGAAAUGUGGUUCACCACUUCAACAGAAGCCUGAAGGAGGCCUCUUCCUCUCUACAGGAGCUGCAGCAGCUGCACUGGAUCAAUCACAGGACUCGGGCCAUGAGUGUGGAGUUCUCCCUCUACAACAUCAACACAAACCUGCUGGCUGUUUUCAGGUUUCUGUUUGAGUUCCCAGUUUCUGAGCGUGCUCAGUCAAGCCUGGAGCUCCUGGUCCUCACUUUGUGGCCAAUCACAGGCCUGGACCUUCAGCUACUUCUCACGAUGGUCCUCCUCUCCCUGAUCUUGUAUUUCCUGGUGCGAGGGAUCCUGGGGUUUCUUAGAGAGGGCUACAGGUACCUCUUGUCAUCAUGGAGACUGCUGGGUAUAUGUAAGCUAUGUCUGGGAGCAUCUGUGUGUGGGCUACACCUGAGCCGCUCCGUCAUGGCCAGGCAGCAGUGGAUGUUGUUUCUGAAGCAACCCCGGGACGCCUUUACGGACUUCUACCCGCUGGCCAGGCAGAGUCAGCUGUACACCGUCAUGUCUGCCAUGCUGCUGUUCAUUCUGGUGCUAAAGGCGUCGCACCAGUUGCGUUUUCUUCGUGAGUGGGCCGUGUUCGGCAGAGCCCUGCGGCGCUCGGCCUGGGAGCUCCUGGGAGUCGCCUCGGCUCUGCUGCUGUUGCUCCUGGCUUACUCCCACACAGGACACCUGCUCUUCCACUCUAUGCUGGAUGGUUACGGCAGUGUGAGCUCCGCCUGUCUGUCUUUGUUGGGUGCUAGUGCGAGAGGCCUUUUAUCGGGGCUCCCUAACCCAACAAUGACCGGUCCCUCCUACACAGUCUCCUCCCUGAUGUUCCACAUGACGUUCUCCGUUCUCCAGCUGGUUUUCCUGUGGUUGAUUAUCUCUGUGCUGCUGAGGAACUACCGGCGCGCCCGAGCAGAGCUGUACCGCCCCGCUGUGGAUCUUCAAGACUACGAGAUGGUGGAGCUGUUCGUCAGACGACUCAAAAUGUGGAUGGGACUCAGCAGGACCAAAGAGUUUCGUCACAAAGUGCGUUUCGAAGGCAUGGAACUCCCUCCAUCCCGUUCAUCCUCCACCAGCGACUGUAAGUCCCUGUGUCUGCCUCCGCUGGACAGUCCAGACUCCCCGCCCACCCCGGACAGCGUCGAUGCCGGCUCCGAGGCCUCAUGGCGUCCAGCCUCUUCGAGCCCCUGCAGCCUGACGGAGGCUCCCGGGAUCAGCCUCGGGCUGGGCCUGGGUCUGGGUCUGGGUCUGGGGCUCGGCCCAGGAGUGGUGGUUGGUGGAACGAGCUGGAGGGAGAGGGCAGAGACAGAGGCGUCUCUGAGGAGGCUGCUCCCCACCUUGGAUGCUCUCCUGCAACAGCUCGACCGAGUCAACAUAGCGACAGAGGACGUUUACCACAUUGAAUGCAGGCUGGAGCGAGCUCAGAGGAAAAGGAGGCGCAAUAGGAGAGAGAGAGGAGACGGUCAAGACGAGAGAAGUGAUGGGAAACAGAGAGGGAAGAGGGAGGGCAAGGAUGUGAAAGAACGAAAGACUGGAAAAGAAAAGCACACCAGGGGGAGAAAGGAGAAAAAGGGGGAUAAAAGCAAACUUCCAAAAGACACUUCUACCAAGAAGACUCCUGUUCCCACACCUGUUCCCUUUUCAAAACCAAGACCUACAUCAGCCUCUACACAGCCCCCCACCUCACAAUCAUCAAUCAAAUCUUCAGUCAGUGCACCUUCUCCCACAUCAGUCACAGAUAAACCCACCACUGACCUCUCCCGAAAGAGCUCUUCCUCUCUCCACAACCCACCCUCCAAAACCUCCUCCACUCCCUCAUACCCCCGAGCACCCACGCCUUCCCUGCCGACUACCCAUGGCUCCACACCCAUUAAUAACCGAGACCGGGAUACCCAGACAGAAAGAGAGACCCUCCCCUGCACAAGUCUGUUCAACCACCCAGCUCACACUACAACCAUCCCCACAAGGAAGAGGAAACGGAAACCCCCACCCCUGAAAAACAAGGUGCACCCCACUUAGCAGAAUGUUCCCAAACCUUCAGGAUCGAAGGGCAACUAGAAGAGGAAUGUAGAGCUGGAGAACGUAGGGGGGAAACGUUGGGUUAAGGACAAGAGGAAAAGGAGGACAGCUGGUCUUGUCCCCAGAUGAACCUCUUUAAACCCUGGGAGAGAAGAGAAACCAUUGGAUUGGCAAGAGAUGAGAAAAUAGUGUAAAGACAGAAUAAUUGAGAAGAUUGUUUGGGAAAAUUCAGGAUAAUCAGGAGCAUAAGAAUUAGACCUUGGCUCACGCUAAACCAUGGUGCGGGUCACCGGAUGCUAACUAAUCUGACUGAUUAAACUUCUGUGUGUAGUUGUCCAUAAACCCUGCCACUUCCCCGUUGUCAUGUCAGCCCGAAGGUCCCAUGGCGCUGUGACAGGAGCACAGAAACGUGCUCACCAGAUGACUCAAUGAGCUGACAGCAGACUAUUCAGCCACACUUUUCUGUAUAUUUGAUUCAUCACUCAGUGUUGUCUAUCUUUAUUUUCUUAAAUGUAAAAUUUUGGACACCGAGGGUGCGUUCAAACCAUCCUGGAACCAAAGUUUCCUGCAGGCACGCACAUUGUAAACACCUGUAUAUAACACUGUAGUUACAUAUCAGCAGAUGGAAAUGUGUCGUAUGCUCCGGCCCACUGAGGGACAAGGAAAACCAUGCAGCAAGUGAUGCUGUUGAGAUUUCAGCAGCCCCGUCUUGAAGAUGCUGAUACAGUGCCAGCACAUUUACUAACAAAGAUGUGCAGAAGUCUUAAAGUAAUUUAAUGUUUUACUACAACAGCAUAAUCUCACUCUAAAGAAUUUAGAAAAAAACAAGAUUUAAUUUGACUACAUUUAUUCAGUGGGAAAAAUAUUCCUAUGUACAGAAAUAAUUGUUUUUAAAAACAAUUAUUAUUGGUACUAAACCAAACUAACUAACUGAAAGUCUAAUAUCAAGUAACUAUUAUUAUUUAAAUGAUUCACCUCUAAUAGUUGUCUUGAUUUCAUCAGAUUCCUGUGAAAUCUUGUGUGAAACCAUCUGCACUUAAUGUGAUUACUAUCUGCUCUAAAGGGACAUGCUUCCACAUCCAUUCUUAUCCCGUUCCACAUUAGCAGGGUCGCACAGAAUCCUGCUGACCUUAUGUUCUGGUUGGAAAUGUCAGGCCAGUUUCUUAUCCCUGUGUCGAAGAAACUUCCGCCAGUAGGCUGGGUUUCUCCGAGGAAGGAGAGGGAAGUAACAGAGUUCUGUCAACUGAUGUGUAUGUUUAGAGGGAUGACUCUUUGGGUCCUAGACGAAUCCAGAUAUCAAUAUAACAGCAGAAUAAUGAAAGGGGUUACUUGCAAGGAGUAGUCACUGGAGGCUUCAAGUGGAUAAAAAGAAAGCACAGUCUCUUAGGAGUUAGCACAAAAAACACCUCUACUUAAAGCAUUGAAGACACAUAAAACAGCCUAACUGGGCCCAGAUGAUGAUGUUGGAACUUGUAGAUGGCACAUCUGGCAUAGUUGAAGAUAUAGCGUUGAGAUGGCCAGCUCCAUAACAGAUAAUUAUCUUCUGGAAGUUCUGGUCAUAAAUUGACACAAAUGCGUGGGCACCACCGUCAUCUUAACCCCUAAAAUGAGCAUUAAGAAGUAGGAGACAUUGUUUUUCACACAAUAUCUCAGAAAAUCCUGUUAAGUGGUUGAACAACAAAAAUAACAUGCAUUUAAACAUGAAAACUAUGACUCAUCAUAGUCAGGAAUUUGAAAUUAUUCAAGGAGCACUUCCACAUAAUAAAAUAAAAUACCACAUUUAUUUAACAAUUAUAAUGAAUAAGAGAUUACAUUUUGAAAUGGUUCAAAGAUUUGUGAGAAAAAUCAAAAUGCAGUCUGUGUAUUCAUUUGGAAAAGUUAAGCAUAGAUUAAACCAUGUUUGAUAUUUAUUUUUAAGGGAUUGUAUUUGUGCCACUUUGUAAAAACCAUUUUUUCUUACCUUUUUUGGUCUUUUUUUCCCACCGAAUCAAUGUUCUAAAAAAAAGCUGAAUUAUCAAGAUUUUUUUGAGAUGUACUAUAGUAAUAAUAGAUGAAUGAUUUAUUUGAAGGCUUUUUACACGUUUUUCCCAGGGAUGCCAAUAAGUACGACCUGCGCUGUUCAUGUGAAGGAAGGGAGAUGAGAAGCAGCAGAAGGCUGAGGCAGAGCUGCAGUAAGUGCUAACAGAACAAGAAACAAAGGGAUGGAAAUCAAGGUUAUAUGGAUGGUUUCACCUAAACAUGACUAUUUACACAGGUUCACCAAUUAUAAAGCUAUGCUGACUUCAUUCUGAUUAUCUUUCCUAAAUGUUUGUUGUUUUUGUGUGUAAUAUGGAUCGGAUUUAAAGCACUUUUUUUUUUACUGAUGUGGGUUUUUUUCACUGCGAUGUGACAUAAAGUGAUAAGCUUGGUCUCCAUACCAAAAACAGAAAGCUUCACUCAUACUGUACCUAAUUACUUAACCGUAAGUGCUGCCAAAGCUUUUAAAUCAUUUAUGCAUUUUGAUAUUAUCUAGUCAUACAUUCAUUCAUUUUGUACUUGCACUUUAUUCUGUAAAGGAGAUGAUGUUAAACACCAUAUUUAAUUAAUCGUGUGUCAGGUUAUGAGUACAUUUAUGUUAAGAGGACAUUUCUGUAAGCAUUUCCACAGUGUUGUUCAAGAAGUAGCUUGCAUUUGUUUAUAUGUUUGACAGCUGUUUGAUUUGUUAUAAUUUUGUAUCAGCAUCAACUUCCUGUGGCCAGUGGGCAAAUCUCAGGGAACCCAUCCUUUCUCUCUCUGUUACAGCUGGAGCCAAAUCCAAACAAAUGUGUCCAGUUAAAGAAAAUCCCAUUACUGGUAUUUGUUAUAUAAAAUAUUGAAGGAGCUGCACUGCCUCAAUGUAAAUGAGGGUGAAUGUUCAGUUUUUAAACACCUCUGAAUUGGUGUCCUUUUCACCUUUCAACUAUCCAGCUUUACAGAAACAUCCCUUUUCACUGUGUGUACAAUUUUUGUAUAUAUUUGGGCCUUAGGAUGUAUAUAUUUUAGUUUUUUGUGAUCUGUAUUAUUUGUGCUCAGUGACACACACUUAGGUCAAGCACUGGUGUUGCAAUCUCUAAAGUUUAAGAUUUUCUCUUGUCUAACUGAUCCACAACAGCCAAAACCUAUCCUCUCUUUGUGUACAGAGUGGAAGAGCAUGGUGCCAAAGCUAAACUGUUUAUGUUCUUAUGUGCAGUCUGUUGUUUGAAAGCAUUUGCCUGUGCUUUUUCCCUUGUAUUCAUGCAGUUGUAGCACUUCUCAUGCUUUUGCACUUGACAAAGUCGAAUAAAGUGUUUGACAGCUC